Molecule: messenger RNA, 1065 nt
Organism: Condylostylus longicornis
Lineage: Eukaryota; Metazoa; Arthropoda; Insecta; Diptera; Dolichopodidae
Exons: 2
Coding region: 1-1065 (354 amino acids)
Source: RefSeq, a predicted model, not a curated record
AUGGUAUCGUUCGAUGUCGAACCGCUCUUUCCCAGUGUUCCAGUUAACGAAUCUCCUGAAUAUUUGAAAGUAUGGUUAUCAACACAAGCCGGAGAAACAGAAAAUUGGAGCAACAAAGUAAAAGAAUACCACAAAUUAGCAAGACUUUGCAUGGAGGAGAAUUACUUCGAAUUCAGAAACGAGAUGUACAGAACAACAUCGGGAGUAUCGAUGGGCAAUCCACUUUCACCAUUUCUCGCAGAAUUAUUUAUGUCCAAAUUCUUCGCGAUAGUGCACAAGGAAGAACUGGAGAAUAUAAACGGAUGCAUCAACAAAUUACAUAGAAACAUUGAAUUUACAUUCGAAAUUGAGGAAAAUGGAGUGUUACCUUUUUUGGACAUACUGGUAAAAAGAAAAUCGGAAAAAAAUGGAUUCAAGAUAUAUAGGAAGAAAACAACAACACAAAGAUGCAUUCCAAAGGAUUCGUACCAUUCAACGAAACAUAAAAUGGUGGCGUUCAACUCUAUGAUCCAUAGAAUGCUAACCACACCGAUGGACAAACACGACUUUAGAUCAGAAGUAAACUUCAUUUUGGACACGGCUAUGGAGAACGGUUAUUCCACUGAACGUAUUAACAAACUCAUUAGGAAGAAAAAACGAAAAAUUGAGCAGGAGAAUAUGAGCACAUUGUUUAAACAGAACAGGAUAUUGGAAGAACAAAGAACAACAUGGGCAUCCUUAAGAUAUGAUCAUCACUGUACAAACUUGAUAAAUAAACAACUAAGGAAACACAAUAUUCGGACAUCGGAAAGCAAUAGUAAAUAUCAAUUUAGGAGCUUGUUAAAUUCGGCUAAGGAUAAAUUGAAGAUACAUAAAAGAUGCGGUGUGUACAAAAUCAAUUGUAAUAAUUGCGAUAAAUUUUGCAUAGGACAAACGAAGAGAGCCGUUAGAACAAGACUUAAGAAACAUUUAAUACCUAUGAAUAUUUUAAUACAAAGUACGUUAAUCUCAAAACUGUUAUUGUUUAUUGACAUUGAUUGUAUUGCGCAAAUGUUAUUAGAAAUAACAUCAAGUAACAAAUUAUAA